CGCGCCCCGCCCCUGCCGCAGCUCGCAGGCCCGCCCCGGCCCGCCCCUCCGCGCUCCUCUAGCGGCGGCAGCGCGGAGCCGGUGUCCCCAAGCCGGGCGUGGGAGUGCAGCGCGGCGGCAUCGCCGAGCUCGGAGCGGAGCGCUCGGCUCCGGCCCCGCGCUCCCCGCCUCCCGCCUUUCCGGGCCGGCGGCGGGCGAGCUCGCGGGCCCGGCCCCAGCUCUCCGGUGCCCCGCCGGUUGCCGGCGGUCCCCGCCCCCCGCCGAGUGCAUGAGGUUGACGCUACUUUGUUGCACCUGGAGGGAAGAACGUAUGGGAGAGGAAGGAAGUGAGUUGCCUGUGUGUGCGAGCUGCGGCCAGAAGAUCUAUGACGGCCAGUACCUCCAGGCCCUGAACGCUGACUGGCAUGCAGACUGCUUCAGGUGCUGUGAGUGCAGCGCCUCCCUUUCACACCAGUACUAUGAGAAGGACGGACAGCUCUUCUGUAAGAAGGACUACUGGGCCCGCUACGGCGAGUCUUGCCAUGGGUGCUCCGAACACAUCACCAAAGGGCUGGUCAUGGUGGCCGGGGAGCUGAAGUACCACCCCGAGUGCUUCAUCUGCCUCACCUGUGGCACCUUCAUCGGCGAUGGGGACACCUACACCCUGGUGGAGCACUCUAAGCUGUACUGCGGCCACUGCUACUACCAGACUGUGGUAACUCCAGUCAUUGAACAGAUCCUGCCCGACUCGCCCGGCUCCCACCUGCCCCACACAGUCACCCUAGUGUCCAUCCCAGCCUCUGCUCACGGCAAGCGAGGCCUGUCUGUCUCCAUCGACCCCCCUCAUGGCCCACCAGGCUGUGGCACGGAGCACUCACACACCGUCCGAGUCCAAGGGGUGGACCCUGGCUGCAUGAGCCCAGAUGUGAAGAAUUCCAUCCACGUCGGAGACCGCAUCUUGGAAAUCAAUGGCACGCCCAUCCGGAAUGUGCCGCUGGACGAGAUCGACCUGCUGAUCCAGGAGACCAGCCGCCUGCUCCAGCUGACCCUUGAGCACGACCCCCAUGACUUACUGGGCCACGGGCCAGGGUCGGAGCCCAGCCCCCUGCCCUCCCCCGUGCAUGCGCCCAGCGGCCAGGCAGGCAGCUCUGCCCGCCCGAAACCUGUCUUGAGGAGCUGCAGUAUUGACACGUCCCCGGGGGCCAGCUCACCAGCCUCCCAGCGCAAGGACCUGGGGCGCUCCGAAUCCCUCCGAGUGGUCUGCCGACCACACCGCAUCUUCCGGCCAUCUGACCUCAUCCAUGGGGAGGUGUUGGGCAAGGGCUGUUUCGGCCAGGCCAUCAAGGUGACACACCGAGAAACAGGCGAGGUGAUGGUGAUGAAGGAGCUCAUCCGCUUUGACGAGGAGACCCAGAGGACGUUCCUCAAGGAGGUAAAGGUCAUGCGGUGCCUGGAGCACCCGAACGUGCUCAAGUUCAUCGGUGUGCUGUACAAGGACAAGCGACUGAACUUCAUCACAGAGUACAUUAAGGGUGGCACCCUGCGGGGCAUCAUCAAGAGCAUGGACAGCCAGUACCCGUGGAGUCAGAGGGUCAGCUUCGCCAAGGACAUUGCAUCAGGGAUGGCCUACCUCCAUUCGAUGAACAUCAUCCACCGAGACCUCAACUCCCACAACUGUCUGGUCCGUGAGGUGAGCAGUGGAGGCUGGGGCGGCAGGGCCUCAUGGAGCUCGAGGUCGGGUGAGCAGCGCAAGAGCAAGAGCCCGGAGGACCUGGGUUGCAGUCCUGGCUCGGCCAUUUGUAACAUGGCGCCUGCCCUCAGCCCUACCAGCAGCGUAAGGCUUUACCAGACGGGUAAAGGGAAAACUGACUCCAAGUGUAAAGCCCCAGCUUCCAGUGCAGCCGUGACAGAAGCCACCUCUAGUAGAGGUAGCACAGGCUACCCAGGCAGCACCAACAGCUGAAGUCAGUGUGUGGGC
This is a messenger RNA of Onychomys torridus (southern grasshopper mouse), 1957 nucleotides long. RefSeq names its product LIM domain kinase 1 (gene Limk1). Gene Ontology annotation, molecular function: ATP binding; protein serine/threonine kinase activity; protein binding. Gene Ontology annotation, biological process: actin cytoskeleton organization; protein phosphorylation; positive regulation of stress fiber assembly. The transcript has 12 exons. Gene Ontology annotation, cellular component: cytoplasm; neuron projection; nucleus. Bases 269 to 1942 code for a protein of 557 amino acids. Lineage: Eukaryota; Metazoa; Chordata; Mammalia; Rodentia; Cricetidae. The record is from RefSeq and is a predicted model, not a curated record.